AUGGAAGACUGUCCGCAGGGCUAUUCUAGCCCUUCAGCCCCGGGGCAGGGCCCUUCGGCAGCUGAGGAAGCCGGCGGGGGAGGGGGGCGGUAUCGUGACUGUGGAGAUGGCGUGCCCAGGUGUCUGAGGGGGCUGGGAGACCUCUGCUUCGAUCGCCCACGGAGGCGGGGCCGGGGCGGGGCUGGCGGCGCCGGCGCAGCCCGGGGCUGGGGGGGGCAGCAGGAGGAGGAGGCGGCGGCGGUGCUGGGAGCUCCUGUCACCGGCGGGCCCAGGGUGCAGACCCACCUCCAGGUGAUCGAGGAGCGCAUGAAUCAAAGCCUGGGGCUGCUGGAGCAGAACCCACGCCUGGCCCGGGAGCUGCAGCCUCAAAUCCAGGAUCUGCUGCGGGCCGAGCAUGUUGGUCCCGGGGAGCUGGAGGCGCCUCCCCCAGGGGGCAGCAGUGAGGAUGGGGGUGGCCCCCUGCCACCUGCUGCGGACGAAGACAUGGGUGCAACGAUGCCGCUUAAAGGGUCCAGCGAAGGGGAUGGAGCGGAGCGACUUCAGGAGCACAAGGUGAAUGUCUCCGUCCCUCGGGGUCUCCCAUUCCGUUCUCCUGAGAUCCAGAGAGAUGAGCUGGAGCCGGGAAUGGGCGCAGGGACAGGUGUGGCCCGCGGGGCUGUGGCGGGGCUCCUGGUGGUGGCAGUGGCCGUGGCUGCUGUCGUCGUCCUGUCUCUGCUGGUGGCCCGGAGGAGGCGACCUUACGGGGCCAUCAGCCAUGGGGUGGUGGAGGUGGACCCGAUGCUGAGCCUGGAGGAGCAGCAGCUCCGGGAGCUUCAGAGACAUGGGUAUGAGAACCCGACCUAUCGGUUCCUGGAGGAGCGACCCUGAGGGACCGGACCCUCCCCCCAACCCCCGAGUCCCCAAACCCUAAUUCUGGGGAAUCCCCAAACCCCCAACCUCUGACCCAGAAGGAUCCCCAAGCCCCCAGUCCCUGCCUUUGGGGGACCCUUAAACCCCCAACCUCUGACCCUCUGGGCCCUAAAACUCCUGCUCUCUGACCUUAGAGCACCCCUAAGCCUGCGGCUCCCCAUCUCCUCCCCUAAUUUAUUUUCUAAGUUAAUUGGGUGCAGAAAAGCUGCCCCACUCCACCCCAGGGCUCCCACUCCGUGUCUCCUAUCUUGUGUCCCAGUGAAACUAAUGACUCAAUAAACCUUCCCUGUCCAA
Gracilinanus agilis (Agile Gracile Mouse Opossum) is the source of this 1203-nucleotide messenger RNA. RefSeq names its product amyloid beta precursor like protein 1 (gene APLP1). Gene Ontology annotation, biological process: axonogenesis; central nervous system development. The record is from RefSeq and is a predicted model, not a curated record. NCBI's taxonomy places the organism in Eukaryota, Metazoa, Chordata, Mammalia, Didelphimorphia, Didelphidae. Gene Ontology annotation, cellular component: Golgi apparatus; plasma membrane. Bases 1 to 867 code for a protein of 288 amino acids. Gene Ontology annotation, molecular function: alpha-2A adrenergic receptor binding; alpha-2C adrenergic receptor binding; alpha-2B adrenergic receptor binding. The transcript has 9 exons.